AUGCCACGCCGUCGAAAGAUCGUUUAUCAGGCUGAUAAAGUAAGAGCGAGAGAGAGCGAGAGAGAGCGCGAGAGAGAGAGCGAGAGAGAACGCGAGAGAGAGCGCGAGAGAGAGAGCGAGAGAGAGCGCGAGAGAGAGCGCGAGAGAGAGCGCGAGAGAGAGCGCGAGAGAGAGCGCGAGAGAGAGCGCGAGAGAGAGCGCGAGAGAGAGCGCGAGAGAGAGAGCGAGAGAGAGAGCGAGAGAGAGCGCGAGAGAGAGCGCGAGAGAGAGCGCGAGAGAGAGAGCGAGAGAGAGAGCGAGAGAGAGCGCGAGAGAGAGCGCGAGAGAGAGCGCGAGAGAGAGCGCGAGAGAGAGCGCGAGAGAGAGCGCGAGAGAGAGCGCGAGAGAGAGCGCGAGAGAGAGCGCGAGAGAGAGCGCGAGAGAGAGCGCGAGAGAGAGCGCGAGAGAGAGCGCGAGAGAGAGCGCGAGAGAGAGCGCGAGAGAGAGCGCGAGAGAGAGCGCGAGAGAGAGCGCGAGAGAGAGCGCGAGAGAGAGCGCGAGAGAGAGCGCGAGAGAGAGCGCGAGAGAGAGCGCGAGAGAGAGCGCGAGAGAGAGCGCGAGAGAGAGCGCGAGAGAGAGCGCGAGAGAGAGCGCGAGAGAGAGCGCGAGAGAGAGCGCGAGAGAGAGCGCGAGAGAGAGCGCGAGAGAGAGCGCGAGAGAGAGCGCGAGAGAGAGCGCGAGAGAGAGCGCGAGAGAGAGCGCGAGAGAGAGCGCGAGAGAGAGCGCGAGAGAGAGCGCGAGAGAGAGCGCGAGAGAGAGCGCGAGAGAGAGCGCGAGAGAGCGCGAGAGAGCCGCGACGUGGUACUACCUGGAGGCGGCGAGCGUCGCCUCCGUGUGGUGCAGCAGGAGCCGCUCGUGCCGCCGCCGGCGCCUCAGCCGCAGCUGAAGCACGCGGUGGCCCUGGAUGACGGUCGCCCACGCGGGACACGCUCUGUUCGCUGCCAACAGGGAAGUGCUGUCCAGUUUCCUACGGAGUGA
This is a messenger RNA of Schistocerca piceifrons (Central American locust), 1017 nucleotides long. Its product is annotated as octapeptide-repeat protein T2-like. Bases 1 to 1017 code for a protein of 338 amino acids. NCBI's taxonomy places the organism in Eukaryota, Metazoa, Arthropoda, Insecta, Orthoptera, Acrididae. The transcript has 3 exons. The record is from RefSeq and is a predicted model, not a curated record.